AUGAUGAAAUUUGCAGGCUGUUUGGUUCAUCGCUUCUUGUUAUUUAUUAUCUGGCUAUCAAGCUUCCAAGAUGUAGCUGCACAUUAUAAGGUCAAUGAGCAUAGUAGCAGAACGACAACAUCUGAGUUGGCAAAUCCACCUGGUAUUGGAGUAUCUGGUCCCAUUGAAGUAUCGCCGUCCGUCAUCCCAAAAUAUGCAUCCCCUGCUCUACCUUGGACACCACCAAUGUACCCUACUUUUCCUGAUACAUAUGAACCAAAGUUAACCGGGAAAUGUCCCACAGACUUUCAAGCCAUUUCAAGUGUUAUCGACACAGCUGCUUCCGAUUGUUCCCAACCGUUUGCUGCACUUGUUGGGAAUGUGAUAUGUUGUCCACAGUUCGUUAGCUUGCUUCAUAUUUUCCAAGGACAGCAUGACGUGAAGUCAGAUAAGUUGGUUCUCCCUGACGCGGUUGCUACAGAUUGUUUUUCAGAUAUCGUUAGCAUCCUGGUCAGCAGAAGAGCCAACAUGACAAUACCUGCACUUUGCUCUGUAACGUCGUCAAAUCUAACCGGAGGUUCUUGUGCGGUAACAGAUGUCACUACGUUCGAGAGAGUUGUUAACGGUAGCAAAUUGCUUGACGCCUGUCGCACUGUUGAUCCUCUUAAGGAGUGUUGCAGGCCAAUCUGCCAAGCAGCGAUUAUGGAAGCUGCGCUUAUUAUCUCGGGACACCAAAUGGCAGUUGGUGAUAAGAUCCCUUUAGGUGGGUCAAAUAACAUCAACGCUAUCAACGACUGCAAGAAUGUGGUGUAUUCAUAUAUAUCCAGGAAGCUCCCAGCAGACAAAGCAAACACUGCGUUUCGAAUAUUAUCGUCCUGCAAAGUUAACAAAGCUUGCCCCUUGGAGUUUAAGCAGCCCACUGAAGUGAUCAAGGCUUGUCGUAAUGUGGCUGCUCCGAGCCCUUCUUGCUGUAGCUCGUUGAAUACAUACAUCUCUGGGAUACAGAACCAAAUGCUAAUAACAAACAAGCAGGCCAUAGUCUGUGCAACAGUCAUCGGUUCUAUGUUGAGGAAAGGUGGUGUCAUGACAAAUAUCUAUGAGCUUUGUGAUGUCGAUCUCAAAGAUUUCAGUGUCCAAGUAUAUGGAAUGCCACAAGGUUGUCUUCUGAGAAGCUAUCCUGCAGACUUGAAAUUUGACAAUACAACAGGGUACAGCUUUACGUGUGAUUUGACGGAUAACAUUGCUGCGCCAUGGCCAUCUUCAUCGUCAAUGUCUUCUUUGUCUCUCUGUGCUCCUGAGAUGUCAUUACCUGCCUUGCCAACAUCUCAGACUCUUAAAAAUCAAGGGUUACGCAAUGGUGCGGUUGGAGCGUUGCGUUUCAUUAUUUGGGUAUUUCUUCUGUAUGGUGUUGUGAGACAUUAA
Molecule: messenger RNA, 1401 nt
Organism: Microthlaspi erraticum
Lineage: Eukaryota; Viridiplantae; Streptophyta; Magnoliopsida; Brassicales; Brassicaceae
Source: the annotation of a GenBank genome assembly